CACUGCUCCCUCUCUCCCUCCCUCGCUCCCUCUCUCUCUCUCUCUCUCCCCCGCUGCCCCGAAUAAAACCGACGCUUUCCGCGAAUGUGCGAGCUGCCUCCUCGCGAGCGGCCAUAAUUGGGAUUAUUCAGGAAUAAUUCACCUAAUCCAGCCGCGUUGUUCUUCUUCUCUUUUUUUUUGUCCCGGAUUCGGGGUUUCGACGGCGUUUGGUCGACGUGACAUCGCUGGAUUUACCCGAGAUGUGUUUGUCCUGUCGCGCAGGGUUUUUUAUUUAUUUUUUUAUUCUGGACUAAUAAAAUGUAGCCUGCCUUCGCUGGACAGCAAACACACAGACUGCAUAUUAACAGUUCGGGGUAAACGCAUCGCCUUUUUUUUCUCUUUCUCUUUCUCUUUUUUUUUACUGAAGAAUGGGGCAAAGAGGCGAAUCGAGGCGGACUAAUUGUUCUGGUGCCAUUAUCCGACACACAUGCCAGGGCGACGGCUUUAUGGGAUGCGCGAGUCAUUUCCUUCCCCUGUAACGCCUGUGGGUGGGUUGAUUGCGAGCGUUGAGAAGCUGACAUCAUUUGGAUGGAUGUGCACAGAUGAAGAUAAUGUCCUUUCCACGCGUCUGCUUCCGGCCCAGUGGAAGUCCGUCCUCGGCGGGGUGCAGCGCAGAGAUGUGUUUUCUCGGAUGAUAUUCAGACACAGAUGGACAACAUCCCCCCCCCCCCGCGCGCGUGACACUGUAACAGGGUGGAUCUUUUUUUUUCUUCUUCUUCUUCUUCUUCUUCUUCUUCUUCUUCUCAUACACCUCUUAAAUGAGUCCUCAUCCCGGAUCGCUUGAUCAGCUGUUGAUUAUCAUCAGAUUAGCCUCUAUUGUCUCGUGUUUAUUGUACGUCGGGGCAGAUUCGAUUUUCCUCGCGAUGGAUUUAUGAAUAACAGGUGUUGUUUGUGCUCGAGAGCACAGCACGAGCAUGAGGCUUUUAUUAUGUCCUUUUCUCCACGUUUAACAAACGGUGAAACAAAGCGACGGGGACCCUUUUGUGUUUUUUGCCGUGAAGAAAAAACAUACCCCCCCCCCCCCAAAUAAAAGAUGAAAGGAUGAAAGGAGAGAUGAGUCUGUCACGUAGGAACGAUCCACGCGGCCUCUCCUUGUAAAGACGAAAGGCCCCGCGGGGGACGACGGUGUAGGAGGAUCACUAGUGUUCAUAAAAAGGGACCGAACCAGGCGGGCUCCAGUGGGAGGUGAUAACAUGGCUAACCAGAGCUUUGCCAUCGAUGGCCCCGGCAGUUUGCUGGCGGUACUGGCUUCGCAGAGCGGAAUGGCAAGAGCCGGCGGCGGCGGCGGCAGCAACGGCGGCAGCAACAGCGGCAGCAACAGCGGAGGAAUCUCCGCCGCAGAUGUGUCCGCCUACUUUAAGCUGGUCUUCUUGAGUUUGAUCAUCUGCGUGGGCCUCGCGGGCAACCUCUUGGUCUCCCUGCUGGUUCUCCGGGACAGGACACUUCACAAGGCUCCGUACUUCUUUCUCCUGGACCUGUGCCUGGCCGAUGCGGUUCGCUCCGCCGCCUGCUUCCCCUUCGUGCUGGCUUCCGUCCACAACAACUCGGCGUGGAAUUACAGCGCCCUGAGUUGUAAAGUGGUGGCUUUCAUGGCCGUGCUGUUUUGUUUUCACGCUGCCUUCAUGCUGUUCUGCGUGGCCGUCACCCGCUACCUUGCCAUCGCCCACCACCGAUUCUACGCCAAGCGCAUGACCAUCUGGACCUGCGCCGCCGUCAUUUGCAUGGUGUGGACUCUGUCCGUCGCCAUGGCGUUCCCACCUGUCUUUGACGUGGGGACGUACAAGUUCAUCCCCGAUGAGGACCAGUGCAUUUUUGAACACCGCUACCUGAAGACCAACGACACCCUGGGCUUCAUGCUCAUGCUGGCCGUGGUGGUCCUCGCCACCCACGGGUUCUACGCCAAGCUGCUCCUAUUUGAGUACCGGCACCGCAAGAUGAAACCUGUCCAGCUGGUGCCAGCGAUCAGCCAGAACUGGACCUUCCACGGUCCCGGGGCCACAGGUCAAGCCGCAGCCAACUGGAUUGCAGGUUUCGGUCGGGGUCCCAUGCCACCCACCCUGUUGGGCAUCAGGCAAAACUUACACAAUCAACAUCGGCGGCUGCUCGGGAUGGAAGAGGUGAGGUCAGAGAGGAGGCUGGGCAGGAUGUUCUACACCAUCACCCUGCUCUUCCUGGUCCUCUGGGCUCCUUACAUCGUGGCGUGCUUCUGGAGGGUCUUUGUCAAGUCCUGCACCAUCCCCCACAGGUACCUUUCCAUCACGGUGUGGAUGAGCUUCGCCCAAGCCGGAGUCAACCCCAUCUUCUGUCUCCUGCUCAACGAGGACCUGAGGAAAGUGCUGAGAGCUCACCUGCCCACAUACUGGAGGACUAAACAACACCUGCCCCAGGACGAGGCCUACUGCAUUAUGUGAUAAGAUAUGAGUUCAAUAAUCAAGAGAAUGUUUCAGGUUUCAAAGGGAGUAUUUGGAGAGUAGAAGUGAUCUAAUGCACCAUGGUUGAGUGUCUGUUUUGUUGUUCCGCACAACAUCAAAUAUUUUGCCGACAAAUGCAGGCACAGUGCCAUUUUAUUGAGAAUGUUGAUAUUUGAAUAAAUGCGUGCGAUGCGGCGGUUCGAGCCCAGAGAAGCCCUGGCGACGGUUUGUAUUUCUGAUGAUGUGCUGUAUGAUUACUAAGUAGGAAAGAUCACAACUAUCACCGCUCCAACUAAGUGUGACAGAUGCCAUUUUAAAAAUAUGUUGCCUUAUUUCGAUGGGACACGCCCCAGAGCUUUCAACCGAGAGUGAGUUACUGUGUCACUUGAGGCACGAAACAGACGCACAGCGGGUGGAAAUCCUUGAAGAAAUUUGCUGCGGACUGUGAAUAGAAAGUGUUAAUCGGAGCGUUACUAACUGUGAAACACAUCAAGGAACUCAAAGGGUCUGAAUGGAUUCAAAGACCACCCCGGACGCCUUUUCAUGUAAUUCAAAGGAGAGACUGCAGAUUAUUGAAUGGACCCAAUAACCUUGGAUACAUUUAAAAUAGUUGUUUUAAACCCGAGAAACCCCUAACAUGCUUGAUUUUAUGAACCUGAUUUAGGGCGUGUCAGGUUUCUUUGUAUCAUAAAAAAAUGCCUGUUUUCCUUUAUUUGUAAACUAUACAUGUUAAGCAGAUGACACUAUUUUGAAAUAUGACUUGAUUUCAUAUUGUACAGACUGUACAGGAAUGUAUAUUCCUGCUUGUGUUUUUUAUAUAACAUUUGUGUGUGUGUGUGUGUGUGUGUGAGAGAGAGAGACAGAGAGGAGAAGGAGGAAGAUGAGAAAAAUAAUAAUGAUAGAAUAGGUCCCAGUAAUAUUGAGUCAAUAUGAAAGCAGCCUCAUCUUGGUGUCUCAAAAUCAUGCGAAAUUGAACAGUAAACAUAUGGAAAUGUAUCCUUCAUUUCCUUAACUGAAAAAUGUAGUUUCUUUUCAGGGUUCAGGGUUAUGAAAAAGGGGACUGAAUAAUUAGAAAACAACCGGCGAAAGAAUUGAAUGACUUGAAUGAUGAUGUAAAUUUACUUUGUUUAAAAAAACAAAAAACAUUUGCAAUUGGUGAUUUUGGGAAUGUUUUUAAAGUAUUGUUAUGCUCUCACCAGAAUACAAAAAAAGAGAAAAGGAAUGAAGUGACUCUUAAUGAGAAGAAAACUUGAAUGUUUGCAGGCCCCCUUCCAUAUAUCUACAGCCCCCCCCCCCAAACAUAAAUGUCCCCAUCCGAGUGUCCUGUACUGGAUCAAAGGAAGCUCAGGCUGCAUACGACCCCGCAGGCGUUUGUUGUGUGGCAACCGGCUCAAAGUACAUGAAGGUGUCUCCAAAUGCCGAAGAGAAUCCAAAAUGUCAGACCUGCAGUAUGUUAGGCAUAUAUACUGUAUAUUUGUGCAGUCAGUUUUCUAAAUGUGGACACUUGCACUGCAUACUGUAUUAGCAUGCAUCCCACGGCAUUUCAUAGACUCAGGACUGGGGAUUACAACCUGUACAGAUGUUGAUAUGGAAAGACGAAGUAAAGUGGGAACUGAGGUCCAUCAUUUUUACGUCUGGCAUUCCUUGGCGAGAUGAUAUUCUGUAACUGUACAGUUUACCUGAGGUGGUUCUUUUGCCCACUCAUCAAUAAAGACUCUACUUUUGAUGCACUCUGA
Molecule: messenger RNA, 4186 nt
Organism: Gasterosteus aculeatus aculeatus (three-spined stickleback)
Lineage: Eukaryota; Metazoa; Chordata; Actinopteri; Perciformes; Gasterosteidae
Product: putative G-protein coupled receptor 173
Biological process (GO): G protein-coupled receptor signaling pathway
Cellular component (GO): plasma membrane
Molecular function (GO): G protein-coupled receptor activity
Source: RefSeq, a predicted model, not a curated record